This is a messenger RNA of Meriones unguiculatus (Mongolian gerbil), 6155 nucleotides long. It is a transcript of the gene Tlcd4, whose product is annotated as TLC domain containing 4. The coding region runs from base 231 to 1022 and encodes 263 amino acids. Gene Ontology annotation, cellular component: endoplasmic reticulum; membrane. The transcript is spliced from 7 exons. NCBI's taxonomy places the organism in Eukaryota, Metazoa, Chordata, Mammalia, Rodentia, Muridae. Gene Ontology annotation, biological process: lipid homeostasis. The record is from RefSeq and is a predicted model, not a curated record.
AGCCCGCAGUCCAGGCGGGCGCGGCGGCGGCGGCGCGAACCUCGGCGACAGCUCCUCCGGGCUUCCCCGGCACCCGCGAGCAUCUCGCGCGUGGCUCCGGCCGGCGCAGCCCUCGGGCCGGGCCGGAUGACCAGGCGCCUGUGAGCCCCGCCGCGCUCUCCCGGCCCCGCGCAGCCGCCGCCCGCGCGCGCGCGCGAUUCGUCCCGGGACCCGGCACAGAUUGAAGAACUAUGGAGGCCAAUACCACGCUGGUCAUCGGCAUUGUUUGUAGCAGCUUUGUCAUCUUUCAGGUUCUUUUCCAUUUUAUAAGUUACUGGUUUUCAGCAAAAGUUUCUCCAGGUUAUAGUAGUCUUAGCGUCGAAAAGAAGAUUGAAUGGAACUCAAGGGUAGUGUCUACGUGCCACUCUUUGCUGGUUGGGACUUUUGGCUUAUACCUGUUCUUCUUUGAUGAGGCUACUAUAGCUGAUCCACUCUGGGGUGAUCCAUCGCUUGUGAAAUUGAAUAUUGCAACUACUUCAGGCUACCUCAUUUCUGAUUUAUUGAUUAUACUUUUGAAUUGGAAAGUGAUUGGCGACAAGUUUUUUGUCAUUCAUCAUUGCUCAGCACUAGCUGCAUUCUUCUUUGUACUGAAAAAGGGAGUGCUUGCGUACAUUGCCAAUUUCCGCCUGCUUGCUGAGCUUUCCAGCCCCUUUGUGAACCAGCGGUGGUUCUUUGAAGCCCUGAAGUACCCCAAGUUUUCCAAAGCCAACGUCAUCAAUGGAAUUCUCAUGACAGUGGUCUUUUUCAUUGUGCGGAUCAUUGCAAUACCUCCAAUGUAUUCCUACAUGUACUCCGUGUACGGAACAGAACCCUUCAUAAGGGUUGGAUUUACAGUUCAGUUUAUUUGGCUCUCUUCUUGUCUUGUUUUGGAUGUGAUGAAUGUCAUGUGGAUGAUCAAAAUCACGAAAGGAUGCCUCAAAGUCAUCUCUCUCAUCAGACAAGAAAAAGCGAAGAAUAGCCUUCAGAACGGAAAACUCGAUUAAAGGCUUCAUCAAACACCUCUGUUUCCAUAAGCCAUCUUCAUUCCUCCACGUCGCAUCUACUGGUAGAUGAGCUCCUGGCAUGUUCCUGUGCUGCUCUGUUAGUUAUGAUUGUUAAUCGGGGAUUCAGUGUUUUCUUCUUCCUUUUCUUUAAUCUUUAGUGAAGAGAAAAUAAAAUUAGUUUUCACUCCAAGGUUUUUCCUCCCUUCUGCAUUUUAAGCAUGGAUAGAAAUGGCAAGGUUUAAAUAAAAGUUGUAAGUAGGGCAGUGAAACUUUUCUGAACUCUCAGUGUACAUGGGGAUUCAUUCUCUGCAGAGAAAUGACUGGUAGUUUGGUGGCCUUGGCACGCCACCCAUUGUGCCGAAGGAAUGAGAACUACUUUUCAGUCUGUAAGCAGCUCAACAUGUUGUGUUUUUAUUUUUUUUCUACUGUCAGUGCCCGGGUAGGGUAUAAUUUCUAAGUUGCCAACAUGUCCUUUUCCCCAGGCCAUCGGCAAUGACACAAUUUCAUUUGGAUAUGCAGUCAUCUAUUAUGAUGGAAUAUUUCUUGCCUUGAUAAUACCGUAUUUGAAAACACUUCAUGCAUUUUAAGAUUUCAGAUGUUGCUUUAUUUUUAUCCUUAGUGCUUUAUCCGAUUAUAUUUUAAAAAUUUUAUAGUCAGGCAAGGCCUAAGACCCAUUGUGUGGAUCUUGGGGAUAAAGGUCUUCUAAAAGUGCAUGAUGAGAGAUGACCACCAAAGCUAAUAGGAGGACUCUUUAGGAACGCGUCCUCACUACUACUGCCUUCCCCUCUGUUUCCUUGUACUUUUCCCACGAAAAACAUACUUCCCUGAGUUCAAAGCCUGAUACCAGAAUAUCAGUCUUUUCCCAAAUGCAUUUGACAUACUCCUGAAAUUGGCCUUAUUUUGGCGAGACUGAAACUAUAGACAAGUCGGUGUUUGUGUUUUACUCACAGAUUUUACUCAAACUUGCUUAGUUUAUCUUUGCUUUUUUGUUUUUCUUAAAGAGCAGGAAGGAAGGAAGGUGAUUUAACCCAAUUACUCUGAAAUUGUCAUUCUGUGUGUUUACUUUUACUUUGGUUCUUUCAAUCCAAAUAUAGAAUUAUAUAUUUAGCUAUUGUUGCCUUUAUUUAUUUUUUUCUGAAGUACUUGACUUUAAUGAUUGUUCUUUAGAAAAAGACUUAAUUCAAUUAGUGGGGAAUACUUGAAUUUAACUGAACCUAAACCAAAAGAUCUAAUCCAUUUGGAGUCUGAGAUUUUAGGAGGACGUUUGACUCUCUUUCAUUAUUCAUCUUGUGAUGAUGAAAGGAGGCUAGUGGAAUGUAAUCCAAACAUUUAAUGUAAUGUAUUUUAGUUUAAUUGUCUAAUACAAGUAGAGCCUGGCAAGUUCUUAUAUGUGUAAAGAUGGGAAUUAAGCUUCAGUCAAUCAAAUAAUAGAGUUAGGUUGAUUGUCUCAUAAUUGGUAUAUUUCCUCUUGAAAGAUGAAUGUAAAAGAUAGGACUUUAUCUGAAAAGCAGCUACUGCUACAUUGGUAAUGGCUUGCCAAGUUUAUUUCUGUCUACACCAUAGGCACAUGAGUGUAUAUUGGUGGUCUAAAGGGUAAAGGUAUAGGAACACGAGUGAUUUUAUAUUGUUCUUGGCUCUUUUACAAAGGGGUAAGAAGACAUUUGUAUUAUAAAACUAUUUUGGAAAUUGACUAAGAAAGGAAUAAAUCUUGAGAUAAAUAUUUUUGACUCUUUGGAUAUCGCUGUAGUUCUGGACAGAUUUUAAACUCACCAUCAAAACGAUGACAAUAUACAGUAAUGAAUCUCCAUGUAGGCAAUAAUUGUUUUGUGCUUAAAAGGUCAUUUCUAUUUCAUUGCCAUUGGCUUUUCAUAGCCAGUCACCAAAUAAGUAUGUUCAGAAUAUCAAACAUUAAACUAAGAUUUGUCGUUGCCUCUGUUAGCAUGCCUUAUUAGCUGCAGCAUCCAAAAUUCAACUUCCCACGUUCUUUCAGAGAAGAGAAAUGCAAUGGAAAUGCCCUGCAAACUGCCACUGCAAGUCAGCCCCUCACCGCGGCUGCAUUUUGCUGUUCUGUGAUUAUAUUUAUCAACCUAAAAUACAAAUAAAGACAGAACAUGAUGUUUGUUAAAACAAUAAAAUUUUCAUUUAUGGAAUAACAAAUUUUUGCUAGAUAUUUUAGAUAUUAAGUAUUUUGGCUACAUGGAUUAAUUCAAAUGAGUCUAUUAGGCAUUCUGAUAUUUAAAACUCUUAAAAAUAUUUAUAGAAAAUAAGAGCAAAUUGGUAUAAAUUUUUAAGCAGUUCUAUUUUUCUAGAAAAGAUUAGUGACAAUCUGAAUGUGUAGUAUUCUAGAAAAUAAAAUUUCUUGUGAAACUUAAAAAAAAGAGCUAAAAUGAACUAAUAGCAUGCAAGAUCGUGGAUCCUGCAUUCAAUAUUUUAUGUGUGAGACUUAACAUUUUUCAAGCUUGGGUUCAUAGAAUUUGCAUUCUUGUGUCUAAAAUCAUUUGGAGAAUUGUUUGCAUUCACUUGAAAUUCAAAAUGGAGUUACAUAUACAUGCAAAGAAAUUAACUCAAACUAAAUUACUCUCUGGCAUGUUGGCUUUUUGCAUUCUAACUGAUUUUUUUAUUUCCUGGGCCAGCUACAUGUUAAGAGAUGAGUAAUGGUACGUUGUUACUAUCUCUGAGAGUCACUUUGCUGUAUUUUGGAUAAACUGAGUCUAGGAAGGUCUGGUUGGAAAAUUGCCUAGUUUAGAAGUAUUUGGAUGAAAUCUUUCAUAAAUUUUAAUAAUUUGCUUAACUCAGUUUUUGUCCAAGUGUCAGAGUCUUUACUUGCUUCCUUUGAGACCUCGGGCAUUUGGAGACAACUUCUUCAUGAGGAUUCAGCUUGACUGUGGGUAGCAUUUCUAAGGCAUUUGGGAAUGUCGUUUUGUCAUGGAGGCACAAAGGGAAAAGUGCCGUCACAAUGCACAUUUCUUUCCUUUCAUUAUUAAGAAGAAUCAGCAUGUUCCACAAGACCUUAUUAACCUCUCUGGAUAAUGUUUUUCCUACGUUGCUGUUACCUCUGUAAAUAACGUCUUAAAGACUGGUUCUCUUGUACUGUCUUGCUUUAAGCCCUUUCGUUCUUUGUGCAGUUGGAAACUCCACAUGGUUCUGGGCGUCCAGAGAGUUUCACAGAAGGUGAUGCAUUUUGUUUUGUGUUUUGGAUUUUAUCGAAAGGAAACAUGCAGUUUGUCAGAACGGCAGUGUUUUUCAGCAGGUGGGAGUCCACACACCAGUGUGAACCUUGCUGUAUGAAGAGACUCUAAAGAGACACACAGACCUUCUGGCCUUAACCACAACUGGCUCACGCUAAAGCUGCUGAAAGCCAAUCCUGAUGCAAAACUCUGAUGAUAUGUGUAGAAAUAAGAAAAGCCCAUAGGACCUAGCGUGGGAGACAGCAAUACUGCCUUUGCUUUCAGAGACGGUAUUUCUUCCUCUGUGGGGCGUUUUCUGUCUGAACUCACCUGUCUUGUUCACUCUUCUCUCUAAUGCCCCACAGACUUCAGUGUCCUUUCCAUAUGCCAGGACCUUUCUGCAUUUCUCUCUGAGACAUCCCCCAGUCAUCUGUAUGCUUCUCAAUCUCUUGUGGCAAGUUUCAAAGUUUACCAAUAGGUUUCCUCAUGGAAACAAGCAUCGCAGGAGCGUGAAGAUCUGACAAACCACAGUUUACUAAGAGGCUAUGGGAAGCCGGUUAGGACGUAAUAAAACCUGUUUAAAACAUGAAACAAAGGUAAUUAUGGUGUUAUUAGGAACCGUCUGUAAGCUCGUUCCUAAACUUGCCUAGUGACAAGAGUUUUAUAAAGUUCCAGCUGGGGAUCUACCAUAGACGUGUUCAUUAUAUAAAUUUCCUUUUAGAACGCAUGGCAGUAUUGAGGGUGUAGAAUGGAGCUGUUUUGGUGAGGACAGGGUCUGGCUUGUGGCAGACUGUUUCAGAGUCUUGCUUUUUAAUUUGAAAACAAACUUGCUAGCCGAUGAGUUAUGUCAUGUUUCCGGGAGUACAGCACCCGGGGACUUGAGCCUUGGUACCUCUGUGGUCCAGACUUUAGCUUACACCUACUUGGUAGCGUGUCGUACUUUGAUUAUUUGCAAUAGCAGCUUCUAAGAACAGUGUGUUUGCAUGUAUCCACAUUUACACGUAUCCACUCCAAGCAGCAGUUCAGAUGCCAGGCCCUACACACAAGACCAAACACAAUGAAAACUAUUUCUAAAUCUCAGAUUUAUAAGCUCCAUACACUCUGGCUGGAAACUUGUUAGACACUGUCUCACUUUUUUUUUUCUUUGCAUUUUUACGUAAUUCUGCAAUUGAUGUGCGUUAUAAUCAUUUCUUUUUUGGAUAACGAACGGAACCUAAAAAUGCGGCUGUAAAUAAAGUGUGCUCUGUAUUUUGUUUCUUGCUUGGUUGGUUUCUGAAGGAAUAUGUCUGCUUUUUACUUAAGGAAUUUUGGUGUAGAUGAUAUUCUUAAAAGUAGGGUAAGUUAUGGGGUUUUUAAGUUAUUUGAAUUUGUGAUAACAUUUCACCUUGGAUCUUAUUUGCAAAAGCCACUUUAGAACAGCAGUACAUGUGUUCGUUAGCUGUAGUUACAUGUACAGCCUUUCUCUGAUACUAUCAUAUAUUAUAUUGUCAUAAAGGUUUUUGAAGCCUCUCAAAAUAUGCCUAAUAAUUUAUUUCCAUAAGACUGAAGAGUUUUAUUUACAAAACACAAGACCAGAUAAUUUCCAAACCAGUGUUACCAAGCUGUAUCAGUAAUUAAAAUUUAAUCUGGGACCUUUGAUUUUGGUUUCUGGUUGUGCUUUGUUUGAAGGGGUAAUAAGUGUCUUUUUGGUACUUUCAUUAAAAUUUUGAAAUGUUUGUAUACUUUGUAUGUGUGCCAUUUUCAAGUUUAUGCAAGUUCUAAGCAAUAACCUGCAUGGUCUACCUGGUCAGCAUCCUGUGUCUUGACAGUUUCCUUUCAUAUUAAGAAUGAUACAAACCAACAUUGUAUAACCCCUCUCCCAACGAACACCUUGGGAUUUUCUUGUGUUGAAACACUGCUAUAAUGUGGUGCAAACUUUGUAUUUUGUGGAGAAAAAAAAAAUAAAGCCACACUAUUUAGUGCAAAA